Molecule: messenger RNA, 1037 nt
Organism: Nilaparvata lugens (brown planthopper)
Lineage: Eukaryota; Metazoa; Arthropoda; Insecta; Hemiptera; Delphacidae
Exons: 3
Coding region: 367-891 (174 amino acids)
Source: RefSeq, a predicted model, not a curated record
CCAAUAGUAGAUGGAAGUGAAGAUCGAAGUGUUACAUCUGUCGUUACAGUUCGAUUGUUGGUUAUAAAACUGAGAUUAUAGUUUGGGCAAUUCCGAUUAUAGUUGAGAUAUCUAUAGUUUGAAGUACUGCUUUUUAGGUUAGAGUUGAAAAGGAUUAUCGUUGAAGCUUCUAAAAUUAUAGUUCAGUUGAAGAGCGUUUUAAUUGUGGUGACUAGAGUUAUAGCUGUGUUGAAUUAUAGUUCUUGCUACUUGAAUUACGGUUGGAAUCAUAAUUGUACGUACUCCAUUAUUAUAGUUAAGUACGUACUCAAUUAUUAUAGUUGAGAAGUAUUGUACUUUGGGGCCGGUUCAUAAAGUUUCGACAAAAUGGCGUUUUCAACACCAGUGAUUAUAUGGCUAGCAACCACUCUAUUGACGAUGCUGAGCGGAAACAUGAGCCAGCAACUGAACGGCUACAUCAACCCGAUCUGGCUGGAGAGCGACCGCCUGGCUGCAGCCAUCAACAACAUCGAGAGAUCUACCAGUCGACCGCUGCAAGCGCAUGCGCAAGCACAAGCACGUGCGGCUGCAGCAGCCCUGGCUUCAGCUGCAGCUGCCAACCUGAGACUGGAGGCCGCCUUCAACGCCCCAAGACUGCCUUCAAACGACCUCAACUGGCCACAGAAUGGCUUAGACUUAACAGGCCGUAUCCAGAACUACCCGUCUCAGUUGUCUGUGGGUUUCUUCCAAGACCAACCUCAACAACAGCUGUUGGAUGACAUCAAUUACCAGCGACAGUUUUUCUACGACAGGCAACAGCAACCGCCAGUCAUAAGAAACGAGGAUAUUCUACCACUUGGGAGUUCGCCUGCUAUUGUCAAAAGGGUACCAGAACAUGGACAACAACGCUAAGUUAUCUUAUGAGGCAUUUGGACUUCCAGUUGCUUUGAUAAUUUCAGAGUUUCAAUUUAAUUGGAUGAUUUAAAAGUUUAAUUUAAAAUUCCAAAGUUAACUUUAAUAAUUUCAACUAAAUAACAUUGGAAAAAACCAAGAUAAAA